Messenger RNA from Pomacea canaliculata, 1024 nucleotides. Its product is annotated as BTB and MATH domain-containing protein 36-like. Gene Ontology annotation, molecular function: protein binding. Lineage: Eukaryota; Metazoa; Mollusca; Gastropoda; Architaenioglossa; Ampullariidae. The coding region runs from base 82 to 687 and encodes 201 amino acids. The record is from RefSeq and is a predicted model, not a curated record. The transcript has 2 exons.
GUGACUGUCGGCUAAGCUUUCAUCGUCGCCAUAUUGGACAGGACUCUCUCAAAGAACGAAGGACCUCUCGAUACAACAGAAAUGUUUCAUGCUUUAAUCCCAUUUGAGGAGAUGGACCAAUUUUCUGACAUGGCUCUCGUAGUAGAGGGUCGUAAACUGCAUGUCAAUAAAGCAUACCUUAUGAUGCAUUCGCCUGUUUUCCAUAGAAUGUUUACUUCCAACUUUAAAGAGAAAAAUCUAAUGGAGGUCCCGCUUCCAGGAAAGAAAUAUUCUGAAGUGUCCGAGCUGUUGAAACAAAUCUACCCAGGAGAGCCAAUUGACUUGUUAAAUGAUGAAUCCCUUCCACAUCUUCUUAAACUCGCAGACGAGUAUGACAUGCGGCAAGUUUUUCACAACUGCCAGCAGCACAUCUUAAAAAAUCUCAUCGACAAGAGCAGACUGUCCACUGACCGAGUUCUUUUUUAUCUUGGGAUUGUUGAAAAGUAUGAACGGUUGUCUUCUCUAAGAGAGACCUUGAUCGACCUAGCAAGUCGGAUAUUUACUAAGGACCUGGAAAAAAGCAAGCACUUUCCUAAUGUACCUGCCACAGCAAUGAGAGACGCUUUGUUCCUGCGUUUGAAAAGAAUAGAAAGUACGCAAUAUGCCUCCUUUUUUGGGGAUAUAAAUCCCUGCCUUUGGAGACCCUAGAAAUACAGAGCAAGAAGGUAGUGAAGGUUCAACAAAUUUCACACUGCAAAUGCCCUGAGACCAAAGACAUUAAAGUGAGAAAUAUCUUAGUUUAAACUGUAAAAGUACAUAAGUAGAUUAAUUUAAAUUGAUACAUUUUGGAACAAAAUAAUCAAUAAACAUAUAUCUCUUCUCCUCUUGUUUUAUUUUUUAUAAUGUCAGAAUUCAUAUUUUCUGCAUAUUCAUUAAGUAAGUUUGGAGUGUGUAGAUUUGAUGCAAUGCAUAAUAAAGUGCAGUCUUGUGACAGUAUCCUUUUACAAGAUAAACGAAUGAAUAAAUUUAUGGUUAUUUUUCUUUA